Molecule: messenger RNA, 3154 nt
Organism: Leptonychotes weddellii (Weddell seal)
Lineage: Eukaryota; Metazoa; Chordata; Mammalia; Carnivora; Phocidae
Source: RefSeq, a predicted model, not a curated record
UACCAUUUUCAAUUAGGUCCCUCAAAGUUCUGGAACCCUGGCUCCUGCCCAGAGUGAUGUCCUACCAUAUACAAUGCUGUUGGCAUCUCAACCACUGUGGAGCCACUUCAGGAGCAUGGAAUUGGUCAAUUGGGAAUUGGGUGGUAAUAGGAUGAGUACAUUCUGUCUGUUUGUUGCAUAGCACUGUUUUGUGUAGUUCUUUCGUUUAUAUUCUUUGUCUUUGGGGGAUACACCCUGGCCAAACCGUGCCAUGUGUUAGGGGAAGAAAACCUCUUUUGACAGCAUAUUCCUGCUCUGUGGUGGUUGUGAUAUCACCAGCAUAUGGCGUGCUGGCAUCUCUGAAAAGGGGCCAGAGGUCUGAGUCUUAGGAGAAAUGUUCAGAUACAGACAAGAGCCAAACCUGGUCUUUGAGUAACAUUUUGCACAUCUACACAUGUCAUUUACACUCAUCAGACCAUUGUGCAAUUUUCCUUUGGGGGGGAAUCAAACUUGAAAAUUUUCUUAAUGCUUAUUGUUUAUCCCUAAUGAGAAUUAAGUGAAAAUUAUAUAUUAGUGGCAUGGGGAGACACUGUCAACAUUGGAUAUUUGAGUGAGAAAGUUAUUCCUAGUGUAACCUCCAUUGUGUUUUAUUCUUUUCUAGACAAGUUGGCAUCAGGAAUGGAAUGUUUUUUGGGCAAGCUAAACAACUUUGUCCCAACCUUCAAGCUGUUCCAUAUGAUUUUCAUGCAUAUAAGGAAGUUGCGCGAAUAAUGUAUGAAACGCUGGCAAGCUACACACAUAACAUCGAAGCUGUCAGUUGUGAUGAAGCACUGGUAGAUAUCACUGAGAUCCUUGCAGAGACCAGACUUACUCCUGAUGAAUUUGCAAAUGCUGUCCGCAUGGAAAUCAAAGACCAGACGAAAUGUGCGGCCUCUGUUGGAAUUGGUUCUAAUAUUCUCCUUGCUAGAAUGGCAACUAGAAAAGCAAAACCAGAUGGCCAGUAUCACUUAAAACCAGAAGAAGUUGAUGAUUUUAUCAGAGGUCAGCUAGUUAGUAAUCUGCCAGGAGUUGGACGUUCGAUGGAAUCCAAGUUGACCUCUUUGGGAAUUAAAACUUGUGGAGACUUGCAAUAUAUGACAAUGGCAAAACUCCAAAAAGAAUUUGGUCCCAAAACAGGUCAGAUGCUUUAUAGGUUCUGCCGUGGUUUGGAUGAUAGACCAGUUCGAACUGAAAAGGAAAGAAAAUCUAUUUCAGCUGAGAUCAACUAUGGAAUAAGGUUUACCCAGCCAAAAGAAGCGGAAGCUUUUCUUCUGAAUCUUUCAGAAGAAAUUCAGCGACGACUUGAGGCUGCCGGCGUGAAGGGUAAACGCCUGACGCUCAAAGUCAUGGUGCGAAAGCCUGGGGCCCCAGUCGAAACUGCGAAAUUCGGAGGCCAUGGGAUUUGUGAUAACAUCGCCAGGACUGUAACUCUUGACCAGGCAACAGACAGUGCAAAGAUAAUUGGAAAAGCUACACUAAACAUGUUUCAUACAAUGAAACUAAAUAUAUCGGAUAUGAGAGGGGUUGGGAUUCAGGUCAAUCAGUUGGUUCCGACCAAUCCAAACCCUUCCACAUGCCCCGGUCGCCCAUCAGUUCAGUCAAGCCACUUUCCUGGUGGGUCACACUCUGUCCUGGAUCUCUUCCAAGUUCAGAAAGCUAAGAAAUCCACAGAAGAGGAGCACAAGGAAGUAUUUCUGGCUGCUAUGGAUCUGGAAAUAUCCUCUGCCUCUAGAAACUGCACUUUCUUGCCAUCUUUUUCUACGCAUCUGACAUCAAGUGUCAAUCCUGCUACUAGCAAAGCUGAGUCUUCAGGGAAAUGGAAUGGUCUACAUUCUCCCAUCAGCUUAAAAUCAAGACUUAACCUGAGUAUAGAGGUUCCGUCACCCUCCCAGCUCGAUCAGUCUGUUUUAGAAGCACUUCCACCUGAUCUCCGGGAACAAGUAGAGCAGGUUUGUGCUGGUCAGCAAGGAGAGCUGCAUGGCGACAGAAAGAAAGAGCCAGUAAAUGGCUGUAAUACAGGAAUUUUGCCACAACCAGUUGGGACGGUUUUGUUACAAAUACCAGAACCUCAAGAAUCUAACAGUGACACAGGAAUUAAUGUUAUAGCCCUUCCAGCAUUUUCACAGGUGGACCCUGAGGUGUUUGCUGCCCUUCCUGCCGAGCUUCAGAAGGAGCUGAAGGCAGCAUAUGAUCAGAGGCAAAGGCAGGGAGAGAACUGCGCUCACCAGCAGUCGGCCGCUGUGUCAGUGCCAAAGAAUCUGUUACGUCAGCUAAAACCAGCAGCAGUGAAAGAAAAGAAACGGAACAAGAAAAAAAAUCCCACCAGUCCCCCGAAAAAGAUUCAGAGUCCUGUGAAAAACAAGUUGCUUCACAGUCCUGUGAAAACUCUGCCCGGGGCCUGCGGGAGUCCCCAGAAGUUAAUCGAUGGGUUUCUAAAACAUGAAGGUCCUGCUUCUGAGAAAGCUCUGGGAGACCUCUCUGCUUCCACUUCAGGUGUGCCAGGCCUUUCCGGGUCGCAGCCUGGGCCGGCUGGCUGCACAAGACCCCCGGCACCCAACCUAGCAGGAGCUGUUGAAUUCAGUGAUGUGAAGACCUUGCUCAAAGAAUGGAUAACUACCAUUUCAGAUCCAAUGGAAGAAGACAUCCUGCAAGUUGUGAAAUACUGUACUGAUCUAAUAGAGGAAAAAGAUUUGGAAAAACUGGACCUAGUUAUAAAAUACAUGAAAAGGUUGAUGCAGCAGUCGGUGGAAUCGGUUUGGAACAUGGCAUUUGACUUUAUUCUUGACAAUGUUCAGGUGGUUUUACAACAAACUUACGGAAGCACAUUAAAAGUUACAUAAACCCCACCAGGGAGCCUGGUGCUCUCUGCUAGCUGUGCCAUAAGUGCUUGUGAGGUAUUGGCAAAGUGCAUGAUAGUAAUGCUUGGAGUUUUUAUAAUUUUCAAUUUCUUUUUAAGCAAGUGUUUUGUACAUUUCUUUUCAAUAAGUGCCAAAUUUGUCAGUAUUGCAUGUAAAUAAUUGUGUUCUUUUACUGUAGUAUAGAUUCUAUUUACAAAAUGUUUGUUUAUAAAGUUUUAUGGAUUUUUACAGUGAAGUGUUUACAGUUGUUUAAUAAAGAACUGUAUGUAUAUUUUGUA